AUGUUGGCCAACUUGGAUCGGAACGUUGGCAUUGCCGCCGAGCUACUGAAUUUGUACGGCCUGGUGAUUCAGCUUUUAGUGAGAGGAGAGACUACUUUGGUGUACUACAAUCCGUCAGGACUGAACUGCAAUUGGAAUGUCCUGUGGCACCGGAACCUGACAACCCAUCCGCAGAUCGUUUGGCAGCGCAGCUAUGCCUAUCCGGAUCUAUAUGAUCAGUUUAAUGGUGAACUUAUGGUUCUGGCCUGUUUGUCAGCGGGAUCCAGUGGUACUGGGCAACUGAAGAACCUGGCCACUAGCUUAAACCAUCUGCGAACGUUGCGUGUGCUCAUCGAGGUGGCGGGCUUCAGUCGGGAAUCCUUGGCCAUCCAGGUACUCUCGUUUUGCCUGAGCCAAAGUAUGUUGCACGUGGAGCUGUACUUCCGGAACUACAACCAUUCCCUAAUCCUCUACACCUACCGGGCUUUUCCCAAAUUCGAAUUGAUUAAGAGAGCAAUCUCAGGCAAUGAGAGAGUAGCAAUCUUUGUCAACAAGCUGCAAAAUUUGGAGGGACAUAGACUACGUGUCAUGCCAGAUCUUUCACCACCGAAUACCUUUUGUUAUCGCGAUGCCAUGGGAAAGGAUGUGGUGGUUGGCUACCUGUGGGAUUUCAUGGCCGAUUUUGCCAGCCGUAUAAAUGCUAGCCUGGAGGUAGUGCGUCCCAACUGGCCUGCUGGUGUGGCUUCCGAAAGCUCCUACAUGUUGCAGUACACCUCAAAGGGCUUAAUUGACGUCGGCCUGACGACCACCUUGAUCACAAAACGGAAUCUCUGGGCCAUUCAUCAGUACACCUAUCCCAUUUUUAUUUCCAGUUGGUGCACCAUGUUGCCUGUGGAGAGACCCCUACUAACCCCUGACCUUUUCGAAAGGAUACUGAGUCCUGCCUUGGCGGCGGUUUUAGUACCCAUCACCCUUGCCACCUGGUUGGUGGUUAAGCACCUCAGCUGGCUGUUCCCAUUGAAAAACUCAAGACUAGCAUGUAUUGUGCGCCGAUUGCUGGCCAUGCUCCUGCUGACCACCUGCAGUGCCCAACUCCUGUCGCUUUUGAUCUCGCCACCAUAUCACCAGCGAAUCACCAGCUUUGAUGAUCUGCUCCACGAAGACCUCAAGAUCUUGGGCAUGCGCAGUGAGUUCUACUACUUCGAUGGGGCUUUCCGGGCGCGAUACGCAGGAAUUUUCCACCUCAUUGACGAUCCCGACCAAUUGUACGACCAUCGCAACCACUUCAACACUUCUUGGGCCUACACCAUGGCAUACACCAAGUGGAUGGUGAUAAAAACCCAGCAACGACACUUUUCCAAGCCGGUUUUCCGCUGGUCCAAGGAUCUCUGCUUCGUCGACUUUAUGCCCACCAGCAUAGUUGUGGCCCCCAAUUCGAUUUACUGGCAGUCUUUGAAGAACUUCUCAUUCACUGCAAACCAAGCUGGCCUCAUAAACCAUUGGAUCGAAAAGAGCUUUUACGAUAUGGUCAAGGCCGGAAAGAUGCGCAUCAAAGACUAUAGCGAACUGGUGGUACUGAAGCCUCUUGAGAUCGGGGAUCUACAGCUGAUCUGGCGCAUCUGUGGAGCGGCCAUCGCGGUGGCUAUAGGAAUUUUUCUGGUGGAGCUAUUUUACUUCUACGCCAACGAAUUUCUAAAUAGUUUGUAG
Messenger RNA from Drosophila eugracilis, 1686 nucleotides. RefSeq lists its product as uncharacterized. NCBI's taxonomy places the organism in Eukaryota, Metazoa, Arthropoda, Insecta, Diptera, Drosophilidae. Bases 1 to 1686 code for a protein of 561 amino acids. The record is from RefSeq and is a predicted model, not a curated record. The transcript has a single exon.